Messenger RNA from Xiphias gladius (swordfish), 7251 nucleotides. It is a transcript of the gene lamb2, whose product is annotated as laminin, beta 2 (laminin S). NCBI's taxonomy places the organism in Eukaryota, Metazoa, Chordata, Actinopteri, Istiophoriformes, Xiphiidae. Bases 220 to 5613 code for a protein of 1797 amino acids. Gene Ontology annotation, molecular function: integrin binding; extracellular matrix structural constituent. Gene Ontology annotation, cellular component: laminin trimer. The transcript has 36 exons. Gene Ontology annotation, biological process: basement membrane assembly; cell migration; substrate adhesion-dependent cell spreading. The record is from RefSeq and is a predicted model, not a curated record.
CGCUCCGCUCCGGGAGUCCAGCUCGGGGUUUCCAGCGGAGGGCGCAGGAGCGGAGAACUCCUCGUCUCAGUAGCGCUGCUCGGCUCGGCUCCGCUCCAGUCCGGCAGCCCCGCGGCAAGUGGACCAGGAGCGAGACGGGUUCGUGCACAACACGGGAGCGGAUAUCUGAAACGGGACCGAAGUUGCCCGCAGACCCGACGGCGGGACGUGCGCAGAGGGAUGCGAGCCUCACUGGUAACGCUCGUCUGUGUUCUGGCUACUGCCUCUGGCCAGGAGCCUGACCACAUCCAUGGCUGUGCUCAUGGCAGCUGCUACCCAGCAACUGGGGACUUGCUGGUGGGACGAGAGAAGAACCUGAAGGCCUCUUCCACAUGCGGGAUGAGGAGAAAAGAGCCUUACUGUAUUGUCAGUCAUCUUCAGGAUGAGAAGAAGUGUUUCGACUGUGACUCCAGACGGCCAUAUGACCCUGUCUACAACACAAUCAAUCACCGGAUAGAGAACGUAAUCACCACCUUCAAACCUCACCGCAAGAAGUCCUGGUGGCAGUCUGAGAAUGGAAAAUCGGAUGUCUUUAUCCAACUGGAUUUGGAAGCAGAGUUUCAUUUCACUCACUUGAUUAUGACCUUCAAGACUUUCCGUCCAGCGGCCAUGCUGAUUGAACGGUCCGCAGAUUUUGGUCGUACCUGGCAGAUCUACCGCUACUUUGCUCACGACUGCGCUGCCGCCUUUCCCGGUGUCUCCCAGGGUCCUUUGACUAACAUUAAUGACGUCAUCUGCGAGUCACGCUAUUCUGAUAUUGAGCCAUCAACAGAGGGAGAGGUCAUCUACAGAGUGUUGGAACCAGCCAUCAGGAUUGAGGAUCCAUACAGCCCGAACAUCCAGAACCAGCUAAAGAUCACCAACUUGAGAGUGAACUUCACCAAACUUCAUACGCUGGGAGACAACCUGCUGGACCCCAGAGCAGAGAUAAAAGAAAAGUAUUACUACGCCAUAUAUGAGCUUGUCGUACGCGGAAACUGCUUUUGCUAUGGCCACGCCUCGGAGUGCGCCCCCAUCAAGGGCAUCAGGGAUGAUAUAGAAGGAAUGGUUCAUGGCAGGUGUGUGUGUAACCAUAACACCAAGGGUUUGAACUGUGAGCAAUGCAAUGACUUCCACAACGACCUGCCCUGGAGACCAGCUGAAGGACGCAACACCAACGCCUGCAAGAAGUGUAACUGUAAUGGCCACUCAAACCAAUGCCACUUUGACAUGGCGGUGUAUUUGGCCAUGGGUAACGUCAGCGGAGGAGUGUGUGAUGACUGUCAGCACAACACCAUGGGACGCAACUGUGAGAUGUGUAAACCUUUCUACUACAAAGACCCCAUCAAGGAUAUAAGGGACCCACGAGUCUGCGUAGCUUGUGACUGCGACCCGGAUGGUUCUCAGAAUGGGGGGAUGUGUGACAGCCACACCGACCCUUCCCUUGGCAUGGUGGGCGGUCAGUGUCGUUGCAAGGCCAAUGUCGAGGGGCCGCGUUGCGACAAGUGUAAAACAGGCUUCUUUGGCCUGAGUGCUGACAACCCUCAGGGCUGCCAACCCUGCUGGUGCGACCAUAGAGGAACCGUGUCAGGGAGCGCCCAGUGUGACCCAGUCAGUGGAGACUGCUUCUGCAAGCGUCUGGUCACUGGACGCAGUUGUGACCAGUGUCUGCCAGAACACUGGGCACUGAGCCACGACCUGAAUGGUUGCAGAGGCUGCGAGUGUGAUAUCGGAGGAGCGCUGGACAAUCACUGCUCCAUGGAAAGUGGUCAGUGUCGCUGUCGCAGUCACAUGACAGGACGCCAGUGUACACAGGUGGAGUCUGGAUAUUUCUUCAUGGCUCUGGAUCACUAUCUUUAUGAAGCUGAGUUGGCCAAAAUGGGACAGGGCUGUGUGCUGGAGACCAGGGAGCACCAGUCGGGUCGCCCUGCAACCUGGACGGGCAUUGGGUUAUCCCGGGUACCUGAGGGUGGCACCCUGGAGUUCCUCAUCAGUAACAUCCCUUACUCCAUGGAAUAUGACUUGCUUAUUCGCUACGAGUCACAGAUGCCACGGGACUGGGAGGAGGUGCGAAUAACCGUGAUCCGUCCAGGGCCAAUUCCUACCAGCAGCCCCUGUGGAAACACCAUCCCAGAUGAUGACAGACUCACUUUCUCCCUGCCGGCUGGAGCCAGGUUUGUGGUGAUUCCUCAGCCUGUGUGUCUGGAGAGGGGUGUGACUUACAGCCUCCGCUUUGAGUUCACACGCUAUCAGGAUGCCAACAGUAUCCUUAACGGAGCAGCCAACGCUGUCCUCCUUGUGGACUCAAUCGCUUUGAUGCCACGCCACUCCUACAUGGAGAUGUUCAACGCAGGGGAUCCAGCCUCGAACAGCAGGAAGCAGACCUAUGAGCGGUACCGAUGCCACGACGGGGCGAAGAGUGUGGCCCGCCCACUGAUGAGUGACACCUGUGCCAAGCUAAUCACCAGCAUGUCGGCCAUCAUAAAUGAUGGGGCUCUGCCAUGUAAUUGCGACCCUCAGGGGUCCAUCAGCUCCAUGUGUGAUGUCCGCGGGGGGCAGUGUCGCUGCAGGCCCAAUGUGAUUGGUCGACGCUGUGGACAGUGUGCUCCGGGAACUUAUGGCUUUGGACCCUCAGGCUGCACAGCCUGUGCUUGCAGCUUGGCAGGCUCCGUGACUCGACUCUGUGACAAGUUCACUGGCCAAUGCCAGUGCCGUCCGGGAGCAUUUGGUCAGCACUGCGACGGAUGCCAGGCGGGUCACUGGGGUUUUCCCAGCUGCCGACCGUGCCAGUGUAAUGGACACGCAGACCAGUGCGACCAGAGGACCGGAGCCUGCAUCAACUGCAGGGACAACACUGGGGGAGACAAGUGUGACAGGUGUGCAAAUGGCUACUAUGGUAACCCAGUUCUGGGCAUAGCAUCCAGUGGUCAGUGUCGUCCGUGCCCCUGUCCAGACGGGCCCAACAGUGGACGCCACUUUGCUGCAUCUUGUUACCAAGACAACCGUAACAGACAAAUUAUCUGCAAUUGUAACCAGGGCUACACAGGGAUUGUUAAACGCUCCGGAGUGACCAUUUUUAAGCGUGCUCGAUGUGAGGAAUGUGCCCCAGGUUAUUAUGGCAACCCCUCUCAGCCUGGAGGGCGCUGCCGGCCGUGCCAGUGCAACAACAACAUAGACAUGUCAGACGUGGAUGCAUGCGACAGGCAGACCGGAGGGUGCAGGAAAUGCCUCUACAACACUGAAGGCCCCAACUGUGGCAUUUGCAAGAGUGGCUAUUUCGGGGAUGCUUCCCGACGCAACUGCAGGAAGUGCAUUUGUAACUUCCUGGGUACUGAACGCAGCCAGUGUAUGGAGCGUGAGGACUGUGUGUGCCAGCGCACCACAGGCCAGUGCCAGUGUCUUCCGAACGUCAUCGGUCUGACAUGUGACCACUGUGCCCCCAACCACUGGAACCUGGCCAGCGGGAGGGGCUGUGAGCCCUGCGGCUGCGACCCCAACAACUCCGUCACCUCCUCAUGUAACGAGUUUACCGGUCAGUGUCAAUGUCGUGACGGCUUUGGAGGGAAGACCUGCACAGACUGUCAGGAGAACUACUGGGGAGACCCCAGGACACAGUGCAGAGCUUGUGACUGUGACUGGCGUGGCAUUGAGACCUCUCAGUGCAACCGUGUGACCGGCCACUGUGUUUGCCAGCAGGGGGUGUCAGGUGUCCGCUGUGAUCAGUGCGCCAGAGGCUUCUCUGGCCAGUUCCCCAACUGUCAGCCCUGUCACCAGUGCUUCGGGGACUGGGAUCGCAUUGUGCAGGACCUGGCAGUGCGUACCAAGGCUCUGGCAGAGCGUGCCCACGAGAUUCAGACCAGUGGGCUUACUGGGGCCUAUGAGAAGGCCUUCACAGACCUGGAGGAGAAACUGGCACGAGUUCAGGGAAUUGUUAAUGCACGCAAUGCCACUGCUGCAGCCGUCACUACUCUAAUGGAGCUUAUUGAAGAUCUUAGAGCGCAGAUCGGUGAGACCACCGACACUCUGAACCGUCUGGAGGGAGACCUAACCAUCGUACAAGACAGCAACUCCGAGGCAAGCAAGGAGCUGAGUGCUCUGGAGAGAGAGGCUAAGGAACUAAACCUCACUUCAGAGCAGCUACACCGCCAACUGAAUAUCCUCAAAAACUCUAACUUCCUAGGUGCGUACGACAGCAUUCGUAGCUCCUACAACAAGUCUCAUGAUGCUGAGCGGCGUGCCAAUGAAUCAACAACCACCAAGCCCAGCACAGUCAGCCAGUCUGCAGACACCCGCCGCCGCGCUGAGCGCAUUAUUGCCGCCAAGAAGGACGACUUCAACCGUAAAAAUGCAGCUAACAAGCGUGCGCUGGGAGACCUCAACACCAGAGCACAGGGCCUGGACAUGCAGAAGAUCAAUGAGAAGGUCUGUGGCGCCCCAGGUAAUGCUCCAUGUGGGGAAAGCCCUUGUGGGGGUGCAGGCUGCCGCGACGAUGAGGGCAACCGUCACUGUGGAGGCCUGAACUGUAACGGCGCUGUAGCAGUAGCUAACAAUGCAUUGGAGAGAGCCAAACACGCAGAGAAGGAGCUGAACAAAGCUAUGGGAGAGGUGGAGGGACUCUUUACAAAGGUGGCAGAGGCCAAGACCAAGGCAGAGGAGGCCAAGGGUAAAGCCCAAGCAGCUCUGGACAGAGCCACAGCCACCAAAAACAAAGUGGAGCGCUCCAAUAAUGACCUGAGAGAUCUCAUCAAACAGAUCAGAGACUUCCUCACUCAGGAGGGUGCGGAUCCAGACAGCAUUGAGGCUGUGGCGAACCGCGUUUUGGAGCUCUCCAUCCACGCUUCACCCCUCCAGAUCAGACAUCUUGCUGAUGAAAUCAAGGAACGGGUUCGCAGCCUUUCGAAUGUGGACGCCAUCCUGGCGCAGACGCAGAAUGAUGUCCGCAAGGCAGAGCAACUGCUGCUGGACGCUAAGAGGGCAAGGCAUCGUGCUGAGGGGGUAAAGACCACAGCAGAGACAGUCAAACAGGCCUUGGUUGAUGCUAAGACUGCCCAGACAUCAGCAGAGAAGGCCAUAGCGAGAGCCAAAGCUGACAUUGACAUGACUGAGACCCGACUGGCACAGAUCGAGUCAGAGACGUCCAACAGUGAGAAGGACCUGAACAAUGCCAUAGACCGCCUGGGCACACUGGGACGGGAGAUCAAUGCCCUGAAGACCAAACGUGCCAACAACAGCAUGGCAGCGGCCCGAGCCGAAGAAACAGCCACCAUGGCACGAGACAAGGCAAACGAAGCCAAGCAGAUUCUAGAUGGCCAGCUUACAGAUAAAUACCAUGAGGUGCAGCAGCGUGCUGACACCAAGGCCAAGGCUGUGCAGGACGCCAAGAAAAGGGCUGAGAGCCUCAGAGAUGAAGCGAAGGAACUACUGAGAGAUGCCCAGAACAAGCUGCAGAGACUAGCAGAGCUGGAAAAAAACUAUGAGGAGAACCAGAGGAAGUUGGAAGGGAAAGCUCGUCAGCUGGACGGCUUGGAGGACAAGAUGAAAGCCAUCCUCAAUGACAUCAACAAACAGAUCCAGAUCUACAACACGUGCCAGUAACUUCUCCAUGUUAUAUGGAAAUGGGUCCUUCAUUGUGUUAUUCUGCCAUUUCCUUCAGAUACAGUAAACUAACAGACUUUGAAUAAAUAAAAUAAAGAAGAUGGCUGGGGUAGUUUCAUCACAUUGCAAGUGAAUUUUCAUAUCUUGUGUCCAAACUGUCUUGGAAGUAUUUAAAAACCGUUGCUAUCAUAUCGUGAUAUAUAAACAUAGCCAUGACUGAACAUGUACCUGUCAUCUGAUAUCACAUAUUUUAUUUAAAUUUUAAUAUGUGCGCAUAAUUUUUGCCUUUAAUUCUUAAAAAUAAUCUGGAGAUGUAUCUGUGUUUAAAUUUGUGUUUUGAAUAUAAAAAAUGAAAAUUAUAUCUCACAAAAGUCAGAUUUGGGUGAAAAUUAUGAUUUGCAAGCUAUAGUUUAAAUUUUUAUUAUUUGUUUUUUUCUUACUUAGAGUGAAAGCUGCAUAAUCAGCAUGUCAUUAUCAUUUUCUCCACCUUUUUCUAUGAACUCUGUUACUACUGGAUGUAUAUUCUGAGCUGUGCUCAUCAAGAAUACUUCAUUUGAAUUGGAUUAGACAGUAUCUUCUUGCAGCAGGAAACCCAAUCUUUGGGUGCAUGAGGAGAUAAAUCAGAGUGAAAAUUUGUUCAAAUUCAUUUUUGGCAAAAAUUAGUAAAAAGUGAAUUGUUUCAGUUUAUUUUAUUUUCAUAUAAGCCACAAUACAGAUACAAGAGAUACUGGACCCUAGUCCCUGUGUAGUUUUAAGCACAUACUUUUUCAGUAAGGAUGAAGAGAUGAACAAGGUUGUUGCAUUCAUGUGGAUUUUAAAUUUAGUAUUUUCAGAUAAAAACCACACCUACUGUUGUGCUAGGAUUUUUUUUUUACAUGUAUGCCUUUAUAAAAAUAGCAGAAAACAAAUGGUAUGAUAUGACCAUUUAAUAUGAAAAUAAAAUGAACUCGGUAAGCCAAUAAAUGUUCCCACGAACCACCUCUGCCUGCUGUAGGAGUAUGGCUGUACGCUGAUACUACACAGCAAUAAUGUGGAGAGCACUGUAAGCUAACAGCGUACAGUUGAUGUGAUGCGUACAGUGAUGCACAGAUUGUGAAUGUUCGUUCAUCAAUUAUACUGUGAUGGCAUAGGUACGAGCUGCAGUUAUUGUUGUCUCACUGAAGUGACAUAGUAUUCUACAGUAUUUACAGUGUUUAAUUGUGCCUUAUACUGCGCCAGUUUCUUGGACAUUUAACACUGUGCUGUUUGUAUGACACUUUGACUGCAGUCAACUUCAACUGCAGUACAUCUAGAGUGCACAUCCCCCGAGGAGUCUCUGCACACUUUACAGGUUAAAAUGUAAACACCAGACACACAAGUACAUGUAAAAUUGAUUGACAUUAAUCUAUCUACAGUAAUCUAAUUCUUGAUGACAGCUGACAGACAUUAUUUAUUCAUCUGUCUUUAUUGAAUUGAUAAAAUACAAUACAAUGUGUUUUAGGAAAUAGAACAAACCAAAACUAACUAGCUUUCCACACAUUUCCCCCAGCCCGCCUAUCAGCUGGCAGCUACAUGAUUUUGAAAACUAAAUGCCAAAGCAAAAAUACCAAGAGGCUUGUGUAAUGUUUUACAGUGUACAGUUUUGUGAAUAAAGCUUAA